CUGAAGAGAUUUUUCCAUAGAAUAAUUCGGAGAAGGAUGCAACUGAAAUUACUUAAGAAUUGUUACUUUUCUUUGUUACAUUUAGUUUUAAGUUUUAAACUUGGAAAAAGUUAAGAAAAUAUACUUGUAGAGAGCAGAAAAUUUACUCGUAGACGCGUAGGACAUAGGUGCUAUUCGCAAGUAACGUGUUAAAAAACUUAGUCCGUUCGCAUAUAGUCGUGCUCAAAAAGCGCGUGCAGGUCUCUGUGCACCCCCUCUGCUGUUCGGGGAAAGCAAAGGGGGCGAAAAUCUCUCAAAAGGGGGAUGAUGUCGUCCGCCCGUGACGUCGGAUUCCUGCCAUUGGCUGCUUAGGCGGGGGUGACGUCAGGCGCUUCAUAAAUAUCAAGCGGUCCCGGAUCCAGUGCGGAGUUGAGUCAGCAAAAGUUUUCAGCCAAGAGAAGAGAGGAGAACUCCACGCUAACAGAAAAUGCUGACUGCUGCGGGACUUUAGCUGCAACCGUGGCGGUUUCUCUUCCCCUUCGCCACGAUGAUUCGAGACCUCUGCUCGUAGUCUGCUUCGAGAGGGACUUUUAUUUUGCUUUUCUCGUGGACUUUUUUUCCCUCUUGUCCCCACACUCCCUGCCUGCUCUUUCUUCUGCCUCUUUACCUCGAGUAUCUGACCCCCAUAUUCGUAGAGGGGGUGGUGGAAAUUUCCCAGAAAAGGGCGAUAUUCAGUGUGGACAGAAAAAUGAAACUGUAUUUGUUGCCCCACUCUACCCCUCGAAGCCGGAGCUCUUAAUUGAGAUUAUAGUCUGCAACCUCCCUUGUGGGGGGAGAAAGCAGAGUUUGAGCGAUCGACGAAAGGAAUCAAUCGAGCAACCCCCUAAUAGGCCUUUCCAUCUUGCUUCCAGUCAAUGCACUGUAAUUUGUGGUAUGAAUCCUUUCUAUUCUGGAUUGAUUGACUUCCCUUGAAAUAAACCGCACUCAAAGACAAAAAAAAAAGAACUAUACGAGUGUGACUAAAUGUGUUUUCAUUGCUGUAUUCCUCGAAAACGAACUAAUCAUUUAUAGAUAUUUUAUUAAAACCUGGUUUAUUCGUGCCGCUGCAUAAUGGGCAUCUAUCACUUGAAAUCUUACCAGUCUCUUCUUGGCAGUUCAGGACACUUUCAGAAGGAACUUUCAAUGCCUCCUUUCCUUGGACAUAUUAGCAUCAUAAUUUACUUUACACCAGUAUAUUUACGCAAAAGGAAAGAGCAAUAAUUGACGUUUAUUUUAAUUUUCAAAACAAGCUAUAUCUUUUAGAAAUAGUCAGUAUAAGAAUCAAGUGAAGAUUGUACUUCAUUGACCUGAAGUUAGUUUGAUGCUGAAUGAAGUUGCAUGGAAUGGAAAACACAUCGAAAGAGCACAAAUACAAACUGGGUUUCAUAUUUGAACUUUCAGACUUUUAAAGUUGUAAAAAGGAUUCAGGAGAAUGUCAUGUAUUUCAUAAAUCAAAUUUACAGCUCCAAAGAAGAAAUAUAGCAUUUUGACAUGUUUUGAAUCUAUAAAUUUAACUCGAGAUAAAUUAUGAUAGUUAAUGAAGAUUCUAAGUUUAUAUUUAAGGAAUAACUUUACCUAACAAAGAUUAGACUAAUCUAGUGAAAAGUGAAAUAGCUGAGAAAAAACUAUCUUAUAGCUUCGCAAUAGAUUCAGAAAAUUUCCUUUAAUACAGUUUUUUCCAUUUCCAAAGCCGAAGAAUAAAACGUAAAGAACAAAUAAAUCCUUUUCACUGAAUAGUAUUGCAUUCACAUAAAACAAUGAAUAGGAAGGUUUAGAAAGGGAGGCAUCUUCGGUUUAUCAUUCUCAUUUGCCUCCGUUGAUACCGACUACCUCCGGCAGAAGAGACUGCCGGCACCUUCCGUCGCCGAGGCCGGCCGGCUGUUCUUUCGACUACGGACGGGGUUUGGGGUCCCCCGGACCCGACGGGGCCGCCCUGCGCUGCUCAUUUCACCAUGAUGGAAGGAACAUCAGAGACCAUCCCGGCCGUCGAUUACGUCCAUGAGUUCGAUCUUGAACAUUUGGAAGAAGUUGUGAAACAGGAGAUGCAUAGGGCUAAGUAUUCUGCAGGUGGAGCUCUUACAUCAUGUGCAACUCCUCAUAAUAAUAUGGGGGGCCAAAAUUUAGGAGAUCAACCUCAGCAUCACCACCACACCCAUAAUACGCACCCUCAUCAUCAUCAGAAUGGAGUUUAUGGAAUGAAUGGAGUAAUGGGAACAUGUCCUAGAAAACCUGUAGCUUUAUCAGCCGCAACUCCUCCAGAUACUCCUCCUUGUCACGGUAUGCCACCAUCUCCAGCUUUUGUGCCACCAGGGGCCACUCAAGGACCUGUCAUAGACGAUGGUAUGCUAUGGCUAACGCAAAACCUACGCUAUGGUUCUGCAAAUGGAUCUCAAGAUGGACCAUUGGAUUUAAGGCCGCCCCAGUGUGCUGCUGAUAUGGAAGCUUGGCUCAUAGCAGGUGGGGGAGGAAGGAGAGAUUAUCCGGAAGUCCAGGGCGUACCACCUACUCCUAGAGGAGGACCCAACCAUCACUUAGAUCAUUCUCACCAUCACCUGAUGAAUGCCACUAAUAGCAACAGCAACAGCAGUAGCGGAAGCGGUAGUGGUUGUAGCUCCGUGACAUCGUCUACCGUGGUCAAUUCUGUCUGCACGCGAGGUGGACAAGGGGGAGCCAGCGACAUUCUUAACGACGACCAGCUCAUCUCGCUGACUGUCCGGGAGCUCAACAAGAGACUGCAUGGUUAUCCUCGUGAGGAAGUUGUCCGGAUGAAACAGAAACGUCGAACCCUGAAAAAUAGGGGCUACGCCCAAAACUGUCGCACUAAACGACUCGCACAGAGACAUGAACUUGAGUCUCGUAACAGAAUGUUGCAAGGAGAAAUGACCAGGUUGAGGCAAGAGUUAGAAAGGGCCUGUCAGGAACGGGAUUUCUAUAGGCAGCAAUUACAUGCUCUCAGGGACUGUACUGGUGAUCCUAGAUCUAUGUCUAGUGUUUCUAGUGGAGGAGGAGCCAGCAAUCCGAGUUCUCCAGAAUUUUACCUUUGACGCCGAAAUGCAAUGUAUUUUAACAGGUUAUCUGAAGUAUGAAAUGCAGUUUGGUAAGUAAGGAACUUGAAGAAUUUUUUCCCAUAGUCUGGGUGUCAGAAAAAUUUCACGUACGAAAAUUCCUCGUACGUCUUGCAAGCUAAUCUUUUAUUGAUUGGCAAUUUAAGUGACUUGCAUAAGGAUCUUUUAACUUAAAAUAUUUUGAUUUUCAGUGUCAAAGCCAUGUUCAAGAAGGCUUUGAAAACAAACUAAAUACCAUGAUUAAUCUAAGAAUAAUAUCAUACUUAUGUUUAAUUGUGAUCUAUAAUUUAAAAUAAAAGUUUAUUGGAAUUCAAUAUAUUAAGAACGUAAAUAUAGCAAUUAAAAGCAAUUAAGUCAAUCACAGUUAAAAAUUUAUGUUUGCAUUUGGUUAAUUUAUACAUCAGAGUAAUGAGAUUUAAUCAUUACUUUCAAAUAUAAUUAAAAAUAUGUAAAUAAUUGCAUAAAUUCCAAAAUGAUUUUUACUCACUUGAUAAAGAAUUAAUAACAAAGAAAUAACAUUAACAAAACCAAAAUUAGAAUU
Molecule: messenger RNA, 3624 nt
Organism: Stegodyphus dumicola
Lineage: Eukaryota; Metazoa; Arthropoda; Arachnida; Araneae; Eresidae
Biological process (GO): regulation of transcription by RNA polymerase II
Cellular component (GO): nucleus
Molecular function (GO): DNA-binding transcription factor activity, RNA polymerase II-specific; RNA polymerase II cis-regulatory region sequence-specific DNA binding
Source: RefSeq, a predicted model, not a curated record